Molecule: messenger RNA, 6310 nt
Organism: Corythoichthys intestinalis (scribbled pipefish)
Lineage: Eukaryota; Metazoa; Chordata; Actinopteri; Syngnathiformes; Syngnathidae
Gene: mapk9
Product: mitogen-activated protein kinase 9
Exons: 12
Coding region: 219-1481 (420 amino acids)
Biological process (GO): protein phosphorylation; JNK cascade
Cellular component (GO): cytoplasm; nucleus
Molecular function (GO): JUN kinase activity; ATP binding
Source: RefSeq, a predicted model, not a curated record
GUCGUCCUCCUCCGCACUCGGCUCCGCCACUGGGAGUUCGGCUAGGAGCUGCUGGAAGCCCCGUCGUCGUGACAGACCGAGUGGCAUUUCGCCCAAACUUUUCCUCCGAUUCUCGGACGUGUCGGAAAGACUGAAGGGGCGCCUUUUCUGUUUCGUCCAUGCCUGGGAGAACCCUGCGUGCGAGAAGACAGCGCUGGUGCCCCUGACUGUCCCUCAGGAUGAGUGAGGCCGAAAGUCAGUUCUACAGUGUUCAGGUGGGGGACUCUACCUUCACUGUGCUCAAUCGCUACCAGCAGCUCCGUGCCAUCGGAUCUGGAGCCCAGGGCAUCGUUUGCUCUGCCCUAGAUACUGUCCUGGGCAUUUCAGUGGCAGUGAAAAAGCUGUGCCGGCCCUUCCAGAACCAGACACAUGCUAAACGUGCAUACAGGGAACUUGUGCUGCUAAAAUGUGUCAACCACAAAAAUAUCAUCCGUCUGAUCAAUGUGUUCACGCCUCAGAAAUCCCUGGAGGAAUUCCAAGAUCUGUAUUUGGUGAUGGAGCUGAUGGAUGCCAGCCUUUGCCAGGUGACCCACAUGGAUCUGGACCAUGAAAGAAUGUCUUAUCUGCUUUACCAGAUCCUCUGUGGAAUCAGACAUCUGCACUCUGCUGGUAUCAUUCACAGGGACUUGAAGCCCAGUAACAUUGUGGUGAAGUCAGACUGCACCCUGAAGAUUUUGGACUUUGGCCUCGCUAGGACAGCUUGCACCAACUUCAUGAUGACACCAUAUGUGGUGACCAGAUACUACCGAGCACCGGAGGUCAUUCUGGGGAUGAAGUAUAAGGAGAAUGUUGACAUCUGGUCUGUGGGAUGCAUCAUGGGAGAGAUGGUUAAAGGUAGUGUCAUCUUCCAAGGCACCGACCACAUCGAUCAGUGGAACAAAGUAAUUGAGGUUCUGGGCACACCCAGCCUUGAGUUUAUGAACCGUCUGAUGGAGACUGUGAGAAACUACGUUAUGAACAAGCCACAAUAUCCAGGUGUCAGCUUUGCAGAUCUUUUCCCCGACUGGGCCUUUCCCUCGGAAUCGGAGCACGACAAGCUAAAGACGAGUCAAGCUCGAGACUUGCUGUCCAAAAUGCUUGUCAUCGACCCUGAGUGCCGCAUCUCCGUAGAGGAAGCUCUCAAUCACCCCUACAUUCACAUGUGGUAUGACCCUGCAGAGGCUGACGCGCCUCCUCCGCAGAUUUCUGACAAGCAAUUAGAAGAAAGAGAGCACAGCAUCGAGCAAUGGAAAGAGCUAAUUUAUGAAGAAGUGAUUGACUGGGAAGAGAGGAACAAGAAUGGUGUGAUGAAAGACGAUUGCUCAGAUGUAGUGUCCAGUUCGGCCUCGCAGUCGUCUUCGGCUAAUGAUAUAUCAUCUAUGUCAACGGAGCACACUGUUGCCUCGGAUACAGACAGCAGCAGCAUCGACACGCUCACGGGGCCGCUAGACGAGAGUCAGUGAACGCAAUCUAUCUUCUUCUUUGCCCUCCGCCCAUCAAUCCUUAUACCCUUAGUCUUUUUUUCAAAUGAAUCUUUAUCUUGACUUCCAAAACAAUUUUUGGACUUCCAUUUUAGAGAUCAAAAUGUAUGCUACGCAACUCGUUACCUUUCUGACGUGGUGGAUGCAUGCAUUGAUUUAGCAGGAGCACAUGUCUGGAGGCGUUGUGGUUUGUUCGACAUAUGUAGUAUUUUUAAUAGUUUUAUUUUUGUAGCAGAUAUUAUGUUGAAAUAAAAGGUUUACUGUCAUCUACUUCGCAGAAAUGCACCAAAUGUAGACCACAGCUUCUCUCAUGCAUGUCAGCAAAAGAAACAAAAGCUUAAAGUUGCUGUUUAUGUGAUCAACUCAUUCAAAAGUUGAUCUGCAAAUCUCUGGCUGGCUUGCAAUCUCCAUCCAGUGUGCACAGAAACAUACGUUUAUUCAUUUGUCCGAAGUCAUGUGGAGAAUUUUCUCCUGCAAGCAUGGCAAGGCUGUGGUUGCAUUGUUUUAUUCUGCCAUGUAAUAUAGUGUAUGUAAAGAUGCACACACAGACAUUGUGAUAGUAGACCCAUACAUUGCAAAUAGUGUUUGAUGUUUUUGUAUAUGUAUAGUAUUGUAAUCACACAACAUUUUGUUUAAGGUACUCUUCUUAGAGGAUAUCAACAAUGUAUACAUCAAAUGGAAACGUAUCCUGUAAAUCUGGGGGGGAUGGAAAGCGAUACAUGUUUGUUUUUAUCUGUUAUUGCAAAAUGUUGCACAUGUUGAGGGCCGUCCGAUCAAUUAUUUGCAAACUUUUUAUUUCCGUUAACAAGCGCACACAUGACUAUGAUGAAAACCAUAUCAUCAGCCAGGGACAGGAGCAAAAGCAACUAAACACUGAUAUUGCAUUCAGAUGCAGUUCAGCUUUAUAUUUUGUCAUAUACAGCGGUACUUCUACUUAUGAAAUUUUAUUGGUUCUAGAAGUAGUUUCGUAACUUGAAAAUUCUGUAGGUAGAGACACAUUUUCCAUGUAAAUACCCUAAUCCAUUCCAAGCACCCCGGAAUUUAGACAUUUUUUAUAAUUCAUAAAAAUGCAUCAAAACAUGUAACAAAUACAAUACAUGUUACAGUUAGAUUCAUACGUGGAGUUUAAGAGGGGCCAGGGGGGCAUGCCCACCUCCUGGUGGCCGAAAAGUGUCAUUGCAUGUAGUUGACUUUCCUAUAUAUGAUUUUAAAAUUAAGAGUUUUCCGGUAAAAUACUGUCUAUAAAAGUUGUAAAGCAAUAAAACAAACUUCAAAAAUGAAUGAAAUGAAAAAAAUAUAUAUAUAUUUUUAUAAUGGGUCAAAAUUAUUUUUUAAUAAUUUUUUCACACCUAAUCUUUCAAAAGUGACAACAACUACUGAGCAAGAACCAAGGAUUGAAAAUAUGGCCCAUGAAACGCCAGAGACCACCGUAAAAAUGGUGAGUGGAGUUUCAAUUUGCGGAGUUUACACGGAGCUAAUUUUUAAAGAUACACGAUAAUAUCGGUCACCGAUAAUUAUCGGCCGAUAAUGGCAAUUAUGACGUCACACAGAUAAUCCAGAUAAUAAAAAAAUUCAACCGAUAAUGCAAUCCGAUAAUUAUAUACUUGAUUUAGCUUCCAAAUGUGCGCAACCGAAGAAUUCAGCACGCCGCCUCCUCAACCCCUCCCCUCUCUGAAGCCCCUGAGGGAGGAGGGGUUGAGGAGGCGGAGUUACACGACAAGAAGUAGUUGAAUAUUAUGGCGGCUGUUACUAAAAAAACGACGCUCUCGCCAUCUGCGAAACAUGUACCGUAGAAGUUCCAGGCAGAAAGAAAGCGUCCUCAUUCAAAACCACUAACCCAGCAGCCGUUUAAAACUGCGUCACAAAGAUUUUUGGAACGAAUACGAGGCUGCUGUUAGCGGGAAUGCUCAGGCUAUUGUAAACACAAGCUAAACUACGGGGCUUGUGACAAUACAGAGUCGGGCAGUUUGUGGAUGCAGCCCAAGGCGGGUGGUAAAUUUGGAUCUAAGGCUAAACACCGGCACGACUGUAGACCGAUAGUCGGCAAGUAGCCGUCUUCCGACGGAGCCCGCCGCUCUGGCCGGUCCGUUAGGCCGCCUCGCCAUAGGCGGGGCAGGCCUGGCCGAGCCGAGCCCGAUUUCCCGGCUUCGGGACCUCCGGCGAACACCCCGGUUUCUCGAGCGUUCCCCCACGGCGUGCGAGCAGAGCCAGGACCCGAAUACGCCGCGGCGAACCAGUCGGGGCGGGCGGAUUAUCCGGUACGAACGUAGUUGCCGCCGCCGAGACGAGACACGUUUUUUUUUUUUUUUACCGAAAUGUUCCGAGAACCAAAGCCCUGGAUAAAAAAAUAAUGCUGUUUAUAGGACCACCAUUCUUCAUGAAAAAGUGAUGUCCAGUAAGCAAGCUUAUCAUGACGGCACAGUGGUUAGAUGAUAAUUUAACAUGGAGAAAACGAAGUCAGCCAGCCAAUAAUGCAUUCAGUAUGUAAAAUGACGAGCGGUCAGAUGACUUUGUAACGCUGCCUUUAUUUUCGGCUUAACAAAACUCAGGCACAAAACAACACGCACGCAGAUGCGAGCUCCAACUCUGUCCAAAUAGUCCUGCCGUGUAUCAGUUUAGCUGCUGUAAAGCAAAUGUCGCGAAAGCUGCAAAUGUAAACAAAGCGCUGGGUACAUGACAUCUCGCUCUUUUGAGUUAAUCAUUUUCACAGUGUGCAACAAAGCAUAUACAGUAACAUUAGCAAUCACUUUUCAAAUUAUUUAACUUAUUUCUCUGAUCAAUUACAGUCACAGUAGAUAAUCAAAUUCUUAAAUCAACAUUCUGUAGCCACAAAUAUUAUUCAAAAUCUUUACUUCUUCCAAGUUUUUGUUUUUUUAGGAUUAAGUAAAAUAAUGUAUUGCUUAAAACAAGGUUGUUAAGAUUAUUUUCAGCUAGCUAUUUUUCUUCCAAGAAAGCUGAGAGAAAUACAAUUGAAGCGAUGGCAGAUAAUUUCACUUAUUGCCAAUAGAUUUACACUUAAAACUGACUAGUUUUAAGGAGGUGUGUUUUGCAGUGUAUUAAUGUUAUAUAUGUUAGGAAUGGCUUACUUUUAAAGGCAUUUUUGUGCAACUUAGGUAUUUACUCUGUAAGUAAUUGUUGCCAAAAGUUUACCAUUACACAACGUUAGACAAUCUGUCAUUAUUUAGAUGUUUGAAUUGACGACUUGUUCAUAUUUUAUGUUGAAAAAAAGAGCAAUAAAUUAUAUUUUUGCACAGUAAUAUUUUCUUUUGUGUAUACUUUAAAAUUUUACAUAAAUCUUUUAAUAGAAUUAUCGGCUUGACAUUAUCGGUUAUCGGUUGGAAUGAGGAGGAAAUUAUCGGUUAUCGGUAUCGGUUGAAAAAUGUAUUAUCGUGCAUCACUACUAAUUUUACAACAGAGCCACCACCGGUGUCUUGCCAAUGUAGUUACACCCGUCAAAAAUGGUAUCUCCUGGCUGUGGGAGCGCGCACACACACAUUAGUUAUGAGUUAUGUCGACCUAAACAAUUAAUUGAAUCCAGAAAAGAACAACAGUUAUAUAUUUUAGACAUCGAUGUUUAUUAAACUGGAGAAGCUCCAUACAGGACUUGAAUUACAGUAAUAAAAGUUAUAGGUCAUCCUAUGUGUAAAAUAGUAAAACAUCGCCUUUUUUUACGUUCAGUACGUGAGUUACGUUAUACGACAGAAAAAAUUAAAUUAAAAAAAAAAAUGUUGACGGAUGGGCCAUGUUUUAAAACCUCUUAGAUAACUACAUCACCAAAACACAGAAAUCAAGCAAAUCAGUACAGCGCAGUCGCUCUGCCCAGGGGAUACAAUUUUUGACGGGGGUAACAACAUUGGCGCGACAUCGAGGGGUGUACCGUCUUCACUGGAUGAUGAUCUUGGCGAAAAGUACAGCUGUCCUAAACAGUCUGAUUUAGAAUUGGCCUCAAGAAUGAUGGGGGGGAACCCAUUCAUUUUCAACUUAUUAUUAUAAAUAUUCUUGUAAGUUAAUUUUAUUGCUGACAUUGCGUUUCGGGGUCAUCAACGUGUAGUGCCCCCCCUGCCCCAAAAGUCAAACUCUGCCUAUGGUUAGAUUAUUUGACAAUAAACAUAAAAUAAGAGUUGUGCAGAAUGUAAAAAACAAAGAAUAAAUAAUAAAAGUUAAUAAACUCAUGUAAAGGUGUCGGAAGGGCGGAUGAAGAGAGCACUGGGAUACACACAUACCUGUAGAGUAGAGUUCCCUCUUAGCCAUCUGGAUGGCAGGAAUACAAGGCAAUAGCUAGUGGCAGAGCCGCUAUAAGUAUGUUAUGCUCAGUAAACUCUGGGAGCUGGGAGUACCAGCCAUACUGUAUUUUUGCCUUUCAUAUCCUGAAAUUUCUUUCGUAACAAGAGGCAAUAUUUUCCCGUUGAGGCGUGUCUUAACCUGAAAAUUCUGUAUGUAGAGACAUUCGUAAGUAGAGGUACCACUGUUUACAAAAUUCUGUCAAGUCUUUGCUCGAUGUUUUGGUUUCUGAAGGAUGUACCAAGAGAUGUUUGCUUUCAUUUGACAUUUUAUUGCUAUGCUAUUGAGUUGUUACUCUGCAGCCCCUGCUAUCGUCAUCAUUGAAACAUUGGCAGUGGGCUUCUCAUGUGCAAGUCAUUGGAAGAUGUAGCUUAAAACCAUGAAGAAUAUACACAGUGAUGAAAGAUAAAGUGACUGUCGCGUAAAUCCUCAAGCCUGGCACAAAACAAAGAGGAAACAUGUUAGAAAAUGGACUUUGAAGCUUCACACAGGUACGGACUCAUGUGUGCGUUCAAGCGUAAACCUGCAUU